Molecule: messenger RNA, 1599 nt
Organism: Hippoglossus stenolepis (Pacific halibut)
Lineage: Eukaryota; Metazoa; Chordata; Actinopteri; Pleuronectiformes; Pleuronectidae
Product: FK506-binding protein 4
Exons: 4
Coding region: 366-1163 (265 amino acids)
Source: RefSeq, a predicted model, not a curated record
GGACGUGGCAGGUGUGAGCAGGAAGAGGAUCCGACCUGAAUUCACCAGGAGGAGGACGCGCAGGAAGAAGAAGGCGUGUCGCCGAGCCUAUGGACUGCAGGGGGCGCUGCGCAGCUCAGGCACCAACACACCUGAGUUGUCCAACCCGGAGGCGCAGGUGAGUCGACCUGUGUGUCUGAUUGAAACGCGGGGAGGUAAAAACUAAAAAGAAAAACACCUGGACUUUACACCGAGGAGCUUCCGACUCUCGAUCCCACAUGGAAGCGAGUUUACACCGCGAAAAGGAAGAAGUCUGAUCCACCCACCCUGCGGUACCGUCACCUUUACACACCGCACCCCCCUCCCCCCUGAGCGUGAGAGAAAAAAUGAGAGUGCAAGUGUUGGUGCCCGUGACAGUGGUGGUGUCUCUCGUUUUGUUCGGCCUGGUCAAAGUGCGGAGGAAGACGCAGGAGAUGGAGGAAAAGCGCACCAGGUUCGGGGUCAUCAGGCUGCGGGUGAGCACCGAUGUGCUGUCGGAGUAUCGGACCCAGAUAACCCAGCAGCAGCAGGAGCUCGAAAGGAACCGAGAUGAGCGCAAAGCCCAGGAGGAGGACAUCUACGCGCUGAAGGACAAGAAGGAUGAGGCCAUUGGGAAAAUGAAAAUCUGCAAGGAAGAAAAGAAAGAUUUAAGCGAAAAGCAAGUUUCCACGGACACAGAAGUCACUAACCUAAGAGGGGAAAAUGAUAAGGAGAUGGCCAGCUGGAAAAAAGAAGUGGAGUCCCUGAAACAGAAACUAGCAGCACCGAGCGCAGUUUGUGACUUUCUAAAAGACGAAUCAGAUCUAGCAAGAACGUUGUGUGGCAAAGAAGUGAAGGAGGCCCCCAAAAAGGAAGAGGCAAAGGAGGAGGCCCCCAAAAAGGAAGAGGCAAAGGAGGAGGCCCCCAAAAAGGAAGAGGCAAAGGAGGAGGCCCCCAAAAAGGAGGAGGCAAAAGAAGAGGCCCCCAAAAAGGAGGAGGCCCCCAAAAAGGAGGAGGCAAAGGAGGAGGCCCCAAAAAGGAAGAGGCAAGGAGGAGGCCCCAAAAGGAGGAGGCCCCAAAAGGAAGAGGCAAAGGAGGAGGCCCCCAAAAAGGAGGAGGCCCCCAAAAAGGAAGAGGCAAAGGAGGAGGCCCCCAAGAAGAGAUGAGAAAUAACGCCUCCACAACACUUUUUGAUUCAUUCCAACCAGAUUCAAGCCUGUAGCUUUACUGAGUGGAUGACACAUACAGUGAUACAGAUGUGAAUGUAUAUCCCUUUACAAUCUGUUAAUUUAUCCAACAAAUUAAUAGACAUGAAGAUAUAUACAUUUUUGUGUGCGUGUGCGUGUGCGUGUGAGAGAAAAAUAUAUGAGAAUUUGUGGUUACUGAGAUCAAGACUUACUCUACCUACGUGAAAGGAAAUGUGUGAAAGGCAAAAAAAAAUAAUCAUUGAUUAAAUAGAGUGAUGGGCUUUAAUGUGAUGUGGUUUGACCUGCAAAUCACUGUGAAAAACAUUGUAUGAUGGACAAACUUUACUGCUUCACCUCUGUCGUCUUGUCGACAAUGUACUAACUUUUUAAAUUUGAAUAAAAACAGUAAAAAAUU